Molecule: messenger RNA, 379 nt
Organism: Lacerta agilis (Sand lizard)
Lineage: Eukaryota; Metazoa; Chordata; Lepidosauria; Squamata; Lacertidae
Gene: COXFA4L3
Product: chromosome 13 C15orf48 homolog
Exons: 4
Coding region: 11-244 (77 amino acids)
Source: RefSeq, a predicted model, not a curated record
CACACUGCUGAUGAAGAAGAAGGAGCUGAUUCCUCUGAUUACAUUUGUGGGGAUGGCUGGAGGCUUCGCAGUCUAUCAGAGCUGGCACGCUCUGAGAAAACCUGAUGUAGUUUUUAAUAAGUCUGGCAACCCAGAACCAUGGCAAGAUGUGGAUUUUACCAAGCCCCAGAAGCAUAUAACAUUAAACCAGCAAUGGAAGCCCAUAGAAGAGCUGGAGAAAGUCAGAAAAAUAACAAGGGGAUGAGAUGUCAUUGCUUUGAAGCAUGGAGUUCAGUGAGCUGUAUUCUAUCCAUUUGUGAACUUUAAAAGAGUUGGCUUAUUUUCUCUGAAAUAAUACUGUAAUUUACAUUUUCAAUAAACUUGGAGUUUCAGCUUAAAG